Messenger RNA from Diorhabda sublineata, 18009 nucleotides. RefSeq lists its product as uncharacterized. The record is from RefSeq and is a predicted model, not a curated record. The transcript is spliced from 8 exons. The coding region runs from base 169 to 3162 and encodes 997 amino acids. Gene Ontology annotation, biological process: regulation of transcription by RNA polymerase II. Lineage: Eukaryota; Metazoa; Arthropoda; Insecta; Coleoptera; Chrysomelidae. Gene Ontology annotation, molecular function: RNA polymerase II cis-regulatory region sequence-specific DNA binding; DNA-binding transcription factor activity, RNA polymerase II-specific.
GACAAUUGACUUGCCUAUUUCCAAGUUCGUCGUCCAUUGGGGACCAGCUGAUUUGAGUUGACAAUAAAAUGUUCCGGUGCGAAAGAGCUGUUUGGGCUGUAAAAGUGAUAAAAUAUUGUGCAGUAUUUAUUAAAAACCUUUAAAUAUAACCGAAUUGAUUUCGGUGAUAUGGAUCAUGAAACUUGGACUGCUAAAUAUCAAUCUGAACCGACAGAUCUCCAAAGAAUUAAAAAUCGUUUAAACAAUGGAAUCCCAGAAAAAAAUGGAGAAGACGGGGAAUGUUCGAUGUCUGAUAAAGAUGAUAUAAAAGAUUUUGUUAAAAAUGAACCUUGCACAGAUGUAGGAACCGUUAACAUCACAAUUAGUGAGAAGGAAAAGCAAACAAUACAUUCAAUUUUGGAACAAAUUAAGCCCCUAUCUCAAGUCGAAAAAUUCCUUUUUUUCUUGAAGUUGCCGUCGGAGGUAACAAAUGCACUUGAUCCAUUUAGACAGCCCUUAAAUCCUCUUGGUAGUAGAUCAGAGAUAACAAGAACAAUAUCUUGGAUAAAAACACAUUUAGAAGAAGAUCCUGAUAUAUCAUUACCAAAGCAAGAAGUUUACAAUGAGUAUCAUAAUUAUUGUGCAAACAAUGGUAUCAAACCUUUAUCACAAGCUGAUUUUGGAAAAGUUAUGAAACAAGUUUAUCCUAAAGUUAGAGCCAGGAGACUGGGUACAAGAGGAAAUUCAAGAUAUUGUUAUUCUGGUUUAAGAAGAUAUGCAAAAUUAAAACCACCUCUUCUACCAGAUUUGACAGAUAAGCCAUUGUCCACAGAAAUUCCAUUCAGCCAAACAAGUAUAUCUUCUGCUGCAUGGUUAAUUGUUAAAGAAUGGUCAGAGAAGAAGUUGAAUCAACAUUUUUCCUCUAUACAAUCUUUAGCAUACCAUCUAAUUAUAAAUCACCUUGUCGGAACAACAUCUGAUGCUGCAUCCAAAAUUACUUCUGCCGGAAUAUAUCCGUUGAAAGAUGAUGGCAAUGCGAAAGAAUCAAAGCAUAGAGAAAUGCAACUUCAGCUUCAAAGAAAGAUCCAACAAAAGAACGAAGGGAGAGAUAGGAAGAAAAGAACGCAGUCACCGAAAUCGGAACAAAAACCUAGUAUAAAAAAAUCCCGUUCACAAAGCGUUCCCGCUCAAAAUGUUACUAACAAUUUUUCGCCGACAUCGACCAAUGGCGGUAUAAAUUUAGCAAGUGGAGAAUGCAGCACGACCAGCAGCAGUAGCAGCACGAGCCCAACUCAGGCUAAAAUUAUCUGUGAUAAAUCACUAGAUUUCACUCAGCUACCUGACUUUAACAGUUUCCAAAAGCCGGCAGUAGACGGCGGCGUUGUGGGCCCUACGGGACAGGAUUCACAGUUGGUGAUAACGACCAAUAAGGUUCGAAUAUCGAAACUUCAUCCAUCACCAAGCAAUCAGUCUUGUAAUGUUAUGUCCACAUCAAGUAGAAAGCAAAAGUACAAAUCGCUCCGGCCCAGACUGCAACCUUGUGAUAUUGCGUCGUACAACCCACAGCCGCAGCCAGAGGCGGAGGCUGAAAAUAGAUCUCAACAUAAUGUACAUGAUAUAGCUAGAAUUAAGGAAAGCAACAGUGAUGAAGAAUGUGAUUUUCCCCUCACCAGAGAAAGACUCAACAGCAUCAGCAACGUCUCCAAAGAUGCAAUGGACGAGUAUUUAGGUACAAAUAAUAGCCAGCAUGAAGAAGAAUUGUCCAAGUACUUCAGUAAUAAUAAUAAUAAUAAUAAUAUUACGGAAUCAAAUGAAUCAGAAGAUACAUCAAAAUUGUCCACCCUAAGACAGCUACUAGUUCAAAAUAUCGUAGAUACUAAACCUCCUAUAUUGGAAAACAGGGUAACAGAGCACAAAGCGGUCCCUUUUGCUAAUACUUGUUCAAUAAAUUUGCCAGUACAAAACAAUCUCUCUUAUAUCCAUUCGUUGACCCAGCAUGAACCCCCUAAUGCGCCAGUUAACGUAAAAAGAAGGGUUAGCUUUGAAACACCGGCGUCUGAGGAUUCCGUACCACCGAGUCCAAAUACUAGAAGAAAAAAUUUCAGUUUUACACCUAUAUCGCCAGGUCCACAAUCACCAAGCGGUAUACAUUCUAAAUGUUCGAGUACAUCAGCCAGUCCUUUUGUCAGUCCCAGAAAUACACCGAUAUUGAGAAACAAACCUGCGCAUCAAACUACAAGUAUUCUCAAAAGUGAAAACAGGAAAAGUUUAAGAAUUAAACGAGAAAUAGAUCUCACUUUAGAAAUUCCAAAUGAAAAUCAACAGAGUGUGAAUUUAUUGCCAAUGUCUGCUCCGGUUAGUCCAAUGUUGAACAAUAACAAAUCCGUUUUACAAAAAUUAUUAAAUUCCACAAGCAAAGUACCUUACAAUCCCAGUUACACCGCAGUAGCGAAUAUCAACGUCCAACCGGACAGUUCCUUAGAGGUAAAUCAAUUUUUAACAUCAAACGUCGAAUCAAACUUAGAAGGUUACAGAUCACGAUCUGUACCUCUACACAAUAUGAUAAAUCCUAUGGAUAAUGUAUACGCCAAUACAAAUAAUGAUUUUUCUGAAGUGGAUCCCAUUCCGGAUUCAGAAAGUGAUAACGUGAAGCGCAUUUUAAAUUCUCUGGAAGAUCCUCCCGUCGAUAUGGACAUUACAUCUAGUAACGGAAAUUUGAGAGAAUUCGGUUUCCAAUUGUACAGCAAUUCAAUAGAUUUCUCACAACAUGAAUUCGGGAAUCAGAGAUUGGCUCGGUCUCAAAGCAUUGGCGGUGAAGUUACUCUACCGCAAAUUAUCCCGUCUAGAUCAGUUCCAAAUACUCCAUUGCCAUUUAUUAAACCACAAAAAAUUAAUUACAACAAUUCCAGAUCUUACCCUUCAACACCAUUAAACAAUGAUGGAUCAUUCACUUAUAACAUAAACGGCGAUUGUCUGUUGAACGGGCAACCGAUUAGGAAUGAUGACGUUGCUGAAAGUUUGGAUUAUCUUCAAGAUUUUGAAAUAAAUAGAGACGGUACUACGGAACAACUCACACACGAAAAGGACUUUAAUAUAGCUAGUGAUUUCGAUAUUGUCGAAAAUGAAAGUCAGUUAAUCAAUACUGGAUUAAUCGAAGCUAAUUUUAUUGAUAAUAUCGAUUAAAAAUUAAAUAACCAGUCGCUGUGACAGUUGACAUCAGAACAAUGAUUGAUAAUUUAACAUUAAACUGUUGUGUAUAGUGUGACCCUUCUUUUUCACAUAUUGUACUGGUCAUCUAUUAUACUGUUUACUACCAUUACACACAAUUAUACUGUCUGAUCCUUCAAGCCAGAGAGAAACUAACGAUCUAUGGAAGGCUUGAAGGAUCAAACCAAUAAUAGGGAAUGUUGGAGUAGUGGUAGUGUGUUCAGUAGGGUGGGAUAAUUUUUUUUAAAAAUUGAGAUGAAAAAAUUCUCACCAAAUAUGAGCUCUUUUUUUCAUCCCAAUAGAACCAAAUUCCUACCUCAUUAUUGAUUGAUUAUACGGAAAAAUGUCCUUUAAGAAUUUUGUAGGAAAUUUAAUACUCUACAAAAAAAAAGUAUCUGAUAUUUUUUCCGUAAACCUCACAAUUUGAAUGAUAUUGAAGAUUUAAGUUUGAUUUUAUGAGACAUUUCAUUUUUUUUCCGUGAAUUUUAUAACAAUAAAAUACAAUAAAAAACUAUUAUAAAUUAUUAUUAUAAACAAUUUUUUUUAGGAAAUUACAAAUUUGAUGAUGAAUAUCUUUUGAACACUUAAUUUAAUAGCUAAAACAUAAGGUACCAUUUUUAUAAAGCAGUCAAUUUCCAACAAAAAUUUGUAUGGUACAUUUUAUAAUAGUUUUUUAUUGUCGAGUUAUAAAAUUCAUAAACAAAAAUUAAAUAUGUCUCAAAAUAAUCAAACUUAAAUCUACAAUAUCAUUCAAAUUGUGAAGUUUUCGAAAAAAUAUUAGAUACUUUUUUUGUAUAGCAUUAAAUUUCCCACAAAAUUCUUCAAUAACAUUUUUUUGCUCAAUCAAUUAAUGGUACCGAAUGAAUUUUUUUCUAUUGUACUGAGAAACAAAUUUUAAACAAUUCGAUGCAGAGGAUCUUCGUAUUAAAGUUAAAAGUUCACAAAUAUUUCCGGCGAUCUCAUUUUACAUUCUUUCCGGAUCUUGGCGUAUUACUACCAUUUAAUUCCAUUAUCGGAUUUUUAUGUUUAUUAUGCUUCAUUUUCUACCAAUCUUGCUUAUUUUAAAGAUGACAGAAACGUUAUUAGCUUCGUUCACGGUAGAUAAUUUGGACACAUUCCGAAUGUAUUCUGAAUAUUUUCCAGGCGUGUCAAAGGCACAUGCUUUGUUCAGAAUGUACUCUGAACAUACAUCCUUCUACAAACCAUUUAUGAACAUCUAAAAUUGUAAAUUGAAUUCAAAACUAUCUAGGAAACGUAUAUAAUUAACUGGCUAAAGGUUUAUUCUUGAUAUUUGUAAGUAUAAAGUGAACUGCCACGUUUUUGAAAUACAAUUACGUAGAAAACCACAUAGUUUAGAGGUUAUUUCGUGGUAAAUAUUACAAAAAGGAUGAAUGAACAUCCGAGGAUAACUUGGACGUAUUCAGAAUCCGUUCAGAAUUAGAAAUCUGUGCUUCACGAACACAGGACAUGUUUUCUUAAAACCGCGUAAGCACAAUUUCAAACUGCGGAUGAAUAUGGUGACAGAACAUGUUCAGGAUAUCUACCGCGAACAAAGCAAUUUUCUAAAGCCAAACCUACCAAAAAUCAUUUGAGAUAGACCAAAAUUUCUCUUGCCUUACCGACCUUUGUAAAUACAUUUUUAGAAAAAAAAAAAUGCUGCUCUCAGUUGAAGGGAUCUCACUAAAUACAAUAAAAAUAAGGGUUUUUCGAUUCAAAUGAAAUUGAAUGAGGAUAAGAUGCUUUGAUUAUCAAAACUGUCUAAUUAUUAUAUUUACGAAAAGUAGGGUUAAACAUAAAUUAUUUCAUGUUAAUUUAUUCUAAGAAUAAAUGUGCAUGGAAUAUUUCAAAAUACAUUAUGACUAACCAAAAUAAUUUAAAAAUUUAACAUUGUUCCUACAUGUCAUCUGAUAGAACAUAGGUCAGGUUGAUAAUUUUUCUGUGAAUUUUAGAUAAGAAAUAAUGCGAGGUAUUUUCAGUACUAAAAGUGCACAUUAAAAAAUGAUUAAAAUCAUUAUUUCUUAGCUUGAAUAAUGAAAUUUGUCCUCUUUUUGCAGUUUUAACAAUUAUAUGUCGUUUUUAAUGUUUUUUUUUACCUUAAACAAAAAACACAGAUUUUAAUAUAUAAUUUAGAAAUGAAUGUGAUUGUUAAAUUUUAAAGUAAAUUUUUUAAUGUAUUUUGUUAUAUUUGGACCAUGAUUACCAUGUAACAAUUAUUAAUUGUAUCCAAAUACCACCUCGGUCAUUUUUUUCUUUAUGAAAACUCGAGGUAUUGUUUGAUGCAAAUCAAGUAGAAUUUUUUCUAUUGACUUAUGCAAAAACUCUUCCUUAUAAUUUUUACGAUACUCACCUUGUUUGAAACUCAAUCUAUUUCUAGUUCUUAAAAGUAAGCAAAGUAUUCCACAUUAUUCCAUUAUAGUUCUCCGUCUCGCUAUAAUUUCAAUGUUUUAUAGUUGUAUGUCGGUCGUAUCCUCUACUAAACACAAGUACUGUGUCUCUUCUACAUUCAUCUGCAGUCACCAUUUCCAAUAUUCUUCGCUUAGUUUGCGUAUUGUAUUUUGUAUUUGAGCCAUCCCUAUCGUUUGCACAUAUUACCUGAUCAUCUUCAAACUAGAGGGUGUAUAAACAGGUGUCAUCGUCGACUUGGAUCCACAUUCCUUUGUGGUUCUUUUUCCAAGUUAAGUAGCCACUUAAUCCAGAAGAAGUACAUUAACUUUAAUUUUUGUUUGACUUAUUGGCUUUAUCGACUGAGAUAUAAAAGUGUUGAAUAGAAGUUUAUUUGUCGCCUAACUUAGAAGCGAAUGUAUCAAAUUGAUUGAGUGAAUCAACUUAAUAUUUUUACUUCAUUUAUGAUAGUUCAUAAAUUUUCGCAAUAUAAAUUUUUAUUUUUAAGAAUUUAGUUUUAGCGUUAUUCAAUCAUUUUAAUUUUUUAACGGUAAUUUGUUAACAAAAAAAAUCUUGCACUGAAUUUUAAAGCAAUUAUCAUUUACUUAAGAGACUUUGAAUUUUUUACAUGCCAUAUAUGAAACAUAUAUAAAAGGUGUAAGAAAUAAUAAAUUAAAGAAUAAAAGAUUAUUAUAACAUAUCAAAUUAAAACAUAUCUGAAAAAUGUUUUUUGCUUCGCAAUAUCUGGUCAAUUGUCAAUAUAUUUUUGUCAAUUAAUAUAUACGUGAAAAAGAUGGUUUGAAUAAAAUUUUGAUUAAAAUUUAAACCGUGUCACUAAAUUUAUCCAAUUAAUCGAUUAAGACUGCAAAAAAUGAGGUUUCAUGAAAAUAAAUUUUGAAUUUUAAUGUUUUUCUUUGUCUGUGACAAACAAUGGGUAGGUUUUGUGAAAUAUUUGAAUUUAAAUUAACAAAAAAAAUCUUUGACUGUGAUAACUUAUAAAUUGAAAAAUUAGAAACACUCAACUCCUGAUUUGAGUUGUGUUUUAUUUUUUUAUAACAAAGUUGAAAAUUUUUAAAGUUUUAGAAUAUAAGGUAAGUCUGACUUUGAGGUGUGAUUUCGUCGAUGAUUUGUUGGUUUCCGAUUUUGAGAUAUAAAAUUGUUAAAAUUUUUAUUAUUUUCUUAUGUUAUGUUCAACAUUUUCAAAUUUUGUAUAUAUUUUAAAACCUGCAAAUUGUUUUUAUUUCACAAAAGAUGAUUGCAUUUAAUUUGUUAAUGGAGUUUACUACAUAGCAAUUAAACAAAAAUACUUCUAUAUUUAAAAAUCGGUCAUUUGAAAAUUAUUGAUUGAUUAAAUUUUUAGCAAGAUCUCUAUUUUCAUGUCAAUUAUUUGAUGAAUUUUAGAUAUGAACUCAAACCUCUAAUUAUAGGAAACAGCUGGAUCGGUUUGGAAAUAACAAAUACAUAACGAAAAAAAUGAUAAGAAAACUUCGUUAAAAAACGAAAGGGUAGAUUAAGAAAAAAUCAAAAAACAAGAAGAAAAAACUUGAGGAAAAGACUGUAAACGGGUACAUGUGGAAUCGAAUUCCUCAUUUGAUAUUUGCAAAGGUAAAAGGAAAAGAGGAUUAAGGAUUUAGAAUUCAUUUUCAAUUAAAAUCCUUUGGAUACUGGUUGCAGGUCGAGAUUGCAUAUCACAUCACAUAAAAUAUAUUUCAUAUCUACUUUUAUUUAUUCGAGCAGUAGUAAUUACAGCAAUUCUUCUUCUGUUAUCUUUACCAGUUCUUGCAGGUGCAAUUACCAUACUAUUGAAAGAUCCAAGUUUAAACCAACAUUGAUUUUGGUUUUUUUGGACACCCUGAGGUAUAUAUUUUAAUUCUUCCAGGAUUUGGAUCAAUCGCCAAUAUUGUUAGACAAGAAAAUAGAGAAAAAAAGGCUUUUUGUCUUUCAGGAUAUAUUGUUUGAGCUCAAUAUAUAUUUUCUUUUGCAAUAGAUGUAGAUACUGGAGCUUAUUUUACAUCAGCUACAAUAAUUAUCGCAGUGCCUACUAAAAUUAAAGUUUUUAUAUGACUAGCAACAUUUCAUUGAUCAAGAAUUAAUUAUGGCACAGCAACAUUAUGAGCUUUAGGAUUUAUUUUUCUUUUGACAGUUGAUGGAUUGCCAGGAGUUGUGUUAUCUAAUUCAUCAAUUGAUAUUGUUCUUCAUGAUACUACAUAUCUAAAUGUACCUUACAUUAUUUAAUUGCUAAGUUAAAACUUCAAACUCCAUUAUCAAAUAUUUAUAGAUAUAUGUAAAUAGUUGAUCCUCGUCCCGUUGUAAAAUUUUAAAACAGAAAUGUUUAGGUGGUUAUAUUAACCACCGCCUAAUAACCUGUGCCUAGCUUUUACAGCCUAACUAUAGACUUUUUUUAAUAUUUAAGAUUUUUGUUCUUAAAAUGACCUUUAGUUUAAAAGCAAAGUUUGUUUUUUGAAGAAAAAAAAAACAUUUUCUCUUCAAAUAUCAGUAAAAUGUUACAUUUGUAUGUCAUUUGUCAAUCAAAAAAAAUUUAUGUCGCCGUGUCGUUAUUAUCAUUGUCAGUAAAAGUAUGAUUUUUACUCGAAAAAAUAUAGUAUAUGAAGGGAUUUUUUAGUUCUUUAGGGUUUUCAUCUUCGUAAAACGCCAGAUACAUGAAAAACGCUUCCUUGAUAUAGAAUUUAAACAAUUAGUCCGGUCAAUUUACAUAAAUUCCCACCAAGCUGAAAAUCAGUAAAAUUGUUUAAAAUAUGAUUAAAAACAAAAUGUAAAAUUUCCCCAUCAUUCCCAUUUAUGGAAAAAAUUUUAUUUAAAGCCGAAAGAAUGUUUUUUUCGCGAUUAUCAGUAAAACUCAAGUUUUCUCAUAAAAAUACGUCAGACAAAAAUUGUAGAUCUUAAAAUUAUCUGCAAAAAACGUAUCAAUACUUUUUUCUCUACGAGCCACUGUUUCUGAGAAUAAUUCAAAAAGUUGUAAUCGUCAUAAUAUGCACACGUUUCUACGCCACCUAAGAGGUAGUUACUUAGCACGCUUUUUUCAACGUGGUUUCCCCAGUAGGCUUAUUCCAAGGGUCUGUUGUGAUAAUGUUUAAUUUGAAACUAUUGCAAAAUAAUGGAAGUUGCAGAUAUAGAAAAGAUAAAAGAUUCAAAUUGAAAAAAAAAUAUGAAAUUUAAUCAUCCGAGUCGUAACUUUCAAAUUCUUCUUCUUGUUAUUCAUCUUCAUUCUGAGUGCAUGUAAGCUGCUAGGGCCGAACCUAUCUGCCGCCAGGGUGCAAGAACAAAAUAUGCCGCCCAAUUAGCUUACCUAGUCGAAAUUUGAUUAGUGACGCGAGAUAUGAGGUAAAUUUCUGUCGUAACGGCAAGCGGCUUACUCUUUAUUAUUGCCUAUUUAUUCUCUUUUUUAUGCCGCCCGAACGCUCAACGCACUAUUUUGGCAUUGUUGCAAUAAUAAGAAAACAAUAUUUCGGAGAAAUGCCGCUAUCAAAGAAAGGCACUUUGCGCUUUGCGACUAAAUAUUUUGUGCAUGAUGGGGCUCUGUUAUUUUGCUUUUUGCCGCCCCUUGUGUUACACUUUUCGCCAAGUUAAUAGAGGUUAACCGAAUAAGCAACAAACUUCACUAGCUUACGUCUAACUCCGUCUCCCUCAACUUUUGAUUGAUUUGAACCGUUCGAGUCAAAGGAGUUGAAGUGAGACAAAGUUCGAACACGAGGGGUGUAACUUCACUACUCGACUCACUUCAGUUUGCAGCGAGACGUCGUUUUUAGUGGAUAUAUCGUGUGCAGUCAGCUCAGCAUGGUGUAUAUGCGUUAAUACUAGGGGUUCACUAGUCAUGCGGGUCGCAUUUUUUUCACCUGUGACGCGAGCGCCAUCUAACGGUUAGAUACGACAACUGGGCGUCGGCCAUAUUGUUGAUGCGCUUUUCGAAAGAAAAAAAACACUAUUGUUGUAUUUUGUUUAAUCGAAGAUAUAGGGACACACAUAAAAUGAUCUAGGAAAAUUGAAAGCAAUGAAAGUGAGAAGAAAAGUUAUUCGGACAUUACGAUAAAAUGUGCUAGAGUUAAAACCCGAUUCCACAAGAACAAGAGGAAAUAAGAACAACACUAUGGUGCCAAGUGAAAUACAAACCUUACCAAGCACUAUCGCACUUUCCCUUGGCAGCACUCUCACAAGAGGAGGAAAUACAAGGUUAGAGAUGAGGAAAUUAUGAGCUUCUAUACUAUUGCAAUUCUUUAUAGCUCUUUUAGUCGUAAAGUUCAUGCGUAAAACUAGAUCUAAUUCGGUCACGCGUGGCCACUGGUCCUCAUCUUUCUCCAUAUCUUCGUACCGCAGCUCAAACGGGUCACAACCACACUCCUGAACUUUCUUCUGAUAGCGCUCACGGCCAUGAUGACUUAAUUUCUCACUAUAUCCUUUCAAAAAAGCCAUACUUCAUCAAAAAAUAAUCACUAGCAAUGCUCCGGUAUGUCCUCUUUCCUCGAAACCUAUCAACAACAUGGCCUACUCCACUUGAGCAUCUAUGUUGCCAAGAGCGCGGACUCCGAGAUACCGAGUUUUAACGCAAGGUUGCGGGAGUGCGUGGACAUAAGUUUCGAACUUCAAUUAUUUUCGUCGAAGCUAGUAGUAUGACAGACCUUGAAUAAUUUUACACAUUCUAAUAUUUAUUUAUGUAUGUGUUUUCUCUUUAUCACAUUCAUUUGUGUGUCUACUUCUUUUUAGUUAUAUCCAAUUAUUAUAUUUUCUCUUCUUGGACUUAUAAUUCGUAGUAGGAUUGUAAUUGAAAUUACUAAAAGCCGAUCAGGCACUUUUGCUUAAAAUUUUUGACAUCAGUAGGCAAACUUUGAAGCUUGUCGAAGUGUAAUUGCUGAAGUUUGAAGUUUCUUCCUCCUCUAAGAGGUAUGUGACGCCCAUAAUGUGAAGAUAGCGUUUUAGAUAACUGUCCGGUUAAAAGGCCCGUCACGAAUUUCACUUUGUCUAAGUGAACUAGAUGUUUGGUAAAAGAGACGGAUGACCUUUCUACGUGUGCUAACUUGUCUUAUGCUAGGUGCUUCUAUCCAUCUCUACUUAUCUUGUGAAAAAACUAUUGAGACACUUUUGGCUACACCAUGGGUUUUGGGCCUAUUGGUGGAUUUACUGAAUAUAAUCUGGCGAGAGAUUUCGCUUUGUUGUUGGCGUUAUUGCCCGAGUGAUCGGGCCCCCAAACGGCCUGCUUUUACAGCCAUCUCUUACUAGUUCUUAUAGGACUGCCUUACAUUCCAGCAUCUAUUUUCUAUAUCUUUAGUUUGCAAUAAAUUUCAUACUGUUACUCAAAAAAGGCAGCAGUUCUUUAAUUUUUUUCUUCUAUGAUACUUUCCUGACUUGAAUAAUCAACUAAGUUGGUAUUUUUGGAAACGUUGGUGAUACUCAUACUGAAUACCCUGUUUACACCACCACUACACCAAACUUAACCAGUUCACCGUCAGUCUCUGAAGACGAUAACUUGGUUAUCGAAACGCGCGUCAGACAGUGGAAUUGUCUAAUUUUCUAGUAUAUCGCUUUUUUUUCUUAAUAUUGAUUUUCUUUUUGUAAAAUUCUGCAUUCGGGAUAAAAUUGUUUCAUAUCAAUCGGAGACAUAGUUCUGAUGUACCUGAGUUUGCAUUUUUUCAAUAUUUUAUAUUGUAUGUUUAUUUUAGUUCCAGUUUUAGCUCAAGAGCUAUGUUUAUCAUAAUUGCAAGAAGCCGAUCACUUAACUGUGAUUCUAAUUAGUCCUCUACUAAUAUUCAAAUACAAAAAUUGUUUUAAUUAGCGGUUAAAAAUUCGUUGAUUGAUCUUUUGUGGACUAUGUGAAAUAUUUAAAUGAGCAAUUUCAGUUUAUUCUCAAAUAGUAUAGACUUGAUAAACGUAUUAGUGUAACUAGAAGUUUAUGUAAAUAUCUAACAACUUUUCAGAAUUGACAAUGGUUGACAUUACUUUGUAAACAUUGAGUAAACCGAAGGACAUUUUAAGAAAAAAUGCUAAAUUCUUUAAAUUGAUACAAUUUUAGCUUUAAAAAAAACAUUUUUAGUAGAGAGGUGUAGGAAGGUGAAUAUUAAGUUGAAAAGAACAUCUAGAUAUUAUUUUUUGUAAACAAUUCAUGUUCCGAUAAACUGUUCCAUCACGAAAUUCGAUGUACGUUUGGUGACAAGUACAAAAUCCAUAAAUUCGAUAUGAAAGGCUUGUAUAAGCUAUUGAAGAUCAAAAGUAACACUAAAGGAAAAUUAUUAAGUAGCCAAAUUUUUGAAACUAAAAUUUGAGAAAUAUAACUCUUUGUGUCGUCAGAUAUAGGAAAUUGAUAAAACAGAAAAUUCCUUCUUGGUAAUCCUGCGAUAUGGUGGUCUGUGCAUAAGUGUGUAAGAAAAACAGACAUAUUGUAAGUAAUUGUCGAAUUUGUACAAGAAAACCACCUACUUCACUUCAGUAGUUCAUACAGUCUUCAAAUGUCUUUUAAUAAAAUGAAUAAUGAAAUUAUAGUCAAAAACGUCGGGUGAUAAUCCACGUCCCACGGUUCAAAAUACAAUUAAUAACUAACUAAAAAAAGGUUAAGUUUAAUGUUGAGUAUGUAAGGGUAUGUGGAGGGAACGUGUGUAGUCUUGACAGCAUGAGAGUCGAUUGUAGACCUGGAGGAACAGGGUCAGAUGAGCCGUGGAAAUACCCAAUAAGUUAUAAAUGGGCGAAGAAUUUUUUGGUUGAUGAUGAAGUAAAAAAUGAAGAUAUCUGAAUGACUGGGUCAAUGAGGAUUUUAAUCCGACCUAACUCGUUUCAGCAUUUUCCAACCGUUUGUCCAAAAAAAAAACCCACCACUGCAAAUUCUAACCCCUAUAUAUGUUAAUUUAUAUUUCUACAAUUUAAAGUGUGAAAAUUUAUUGGAUGAAAGAAACAGAAAGAAAAAUGAUUAUUAAAAAAAAUUUUUUCGGUUCUAUAUUAGGACUGAAAUUAGGAUUACAUAUGAGGGUGUCAGAGUAUCUGGAAAAGACGUACACACAAAGAUGAUAUACAAAAAGCCUAAAAUAAGAGCAAGGUGGUUAGGAGACAUUGAGAGAUUGCCACAGCAUAUUUUAAAUUGUAAAAAUAUAAAUUAACAUAUGUAGGGGUUUGUAUUUGUAGUAGUUUUUUGUUUGGCAAAACGGUUGAGCAAUAGGGAAAUGAGGUUGUUCGGAUUAAAAUCCUCAAUGACCCAGUCAAUCAGAUAGCUUCAUAUUUUACAUUAUCACCAACCAAUCAAUUCUUUGCCUCUUUAUAACUUACUAGGUAUAUCCACGCCUUAUCUGACCCUGUUCCUCCUGUUCUACAGAAGUGCAAUUUUCCUCUUUCGAUUCUCCUAGAGAAUUGUAAGAACGGUGCCGGAGAAAUGGAGAGGGUAAAAGAAGAAGAGGGCGCCUAAAGAAAAAAUGGCUACAAGAAGUCAAGCGUGGAGCGUAGAGAGAAGGAGAAUAAUCUGUGUGUAUGAAAAAUGUCCAUCGAAAUGCGUUAAAUAAAGGUAGCGCCAAAUAUAUACAACGCAAGUUGUUGAAAUUCUUAAUAAUGAAAUAUGUGAGAAACAAUUUUUAUAAUUAUAACAAAAUAGGAGCAUUCAUAUACUAUUUUUUUAAUCAGGUUUAAGAAAAACUAUUCUUUCGAAUUUGAUAUUAUUUAUAUAAGUCCUAUGGCACAAAAGUCAACAACUAUACAUACAACAAAAAUGUUAUGUUAUGUUUCCGGGUGCUUUGUUUAUUCUAAUCAUGUAUUUGUCAUGGUAUAUAUACUUGCCUAAUACUUAUCCUGGGAAUAGGAAAUUUGAGAAUGAUUCGAGCGUCGCUGGCUUUGAAGUGAGGUUUUGUACAACGUCAAAUCCUAAGAUUGUCAUCUAAAAGACAUAAGAGCUUGGAUAACCAGUUUCCGCGUGCUCCGGAAUUAAACCUAACAUAGUAUUUGCCUCUCCUCUACUUAACUGCAGUGUUUUGGUCACCCAGUUUGAGGGGUUUGACUUAUGAAAGUCUCAGCCUGUCCAUUUGUUUUUAUCCCUUUCCCACAGGUUAAGGUGUUCCUUAAUUCGUAAGUAAAGGAUUCCCACUGUAGAUUCGUUGAUCUUCAAGAUUUUCCUAGUCGUCAGGAAUUUGAUUUCCUCUAAGUCCCCUAUGUUUAAAAAUCCCGAGCAGCUGUACUGCCUAUUCACAAUCAAAGUUUGGUUAUCACGUCAUAGAAGAAUUACAUCCAUGAUUGUUUGAAGGCAUUGAUCUCCAAGAAAAUGAGUAUCGCUGAUAUGAAUCACACCUAGGAUAUUCUAUACUUUCCUUCAGACACUAAAUGUGAUUUUAUUCAACAGUUUUUUGUAAUGGAGCGCCCUUUGAAGAUGACGUUGCUAUGUAUAUCAAAACCCUACUUACAAUCUUCUCUUCUGGUAUAUUAUAUGAGCCUGCAGUUAUCAAUUUUUCCUAAAGGUAGUGAAUUAACAAAACUUAUUAUGUGCAAUUUUAUUUAUUUGUGGAAAUAAUUAUUUCCUUCUUCAACUAAGCUUUUAAGAUACUAGAGACCUAGAAAGCCAAGGAACAAACUGGAUAAUCUAUCCAAUAUAUCCAAAACAUUGAAGUAUUCACAAUGUGAGAUGUUUCAUUUUUCUACUGGAACCAAACUCGUUUUAAGGGAUUUGUCAUCUUAGUUCUGGUUUCAAAAACAUUGCAAGCAUACGAAUAUAUCGAGCUGAAUUAACAGUAACUGUGACCAUGUUCUUCAUCGCUCAUCAAUAAAAUUACAUUAUAAUUUGAUAUCAAAAUCUGGAAAAAAAUCUUCGCCUCAAGUUUAUGGAUAAUGAACAUUUCAUUUUUUUACUUCAAGUUCUUAGCUCGCCAACAUAACGUCUAAUUACCCAUCCUAGGCUUCAGAAUAUCGCUUUUCUUACCGUUUCAACAUUUUCUUGAGUCUUGCGUCUCGAACCAGGAUGUUUCUUAUUCAUUAUGUUUCCAGUCUAUAUGGAGUUAUUCAUCCACCCGAGGAUUGUGAUACGGCUCCAUGUCGACCGACAUUAAACCGAGCAGGAACCAAUCGCUGUGCAGCUGUAUUAUACUCACCAUAUCUUAGGAAAAUGUUAUAGAAACACAAUUGACGUUGCAACUCUCAUUUCAUUAAGUGAAUGAAGUGGAGUCUUGUGUAAAGGCCGCCAUCCCACUUUCUGAACUACGCAGCUCAAAAGGCUCUCUAUAAACCAACAUUUACCAUAGAGAUGUCGGAAAUAAAAAAAAAUAUCGAUGUAUCCAAGAUUGACUUACCACCAGCAUUUUUAAACUCUGAGAAUGCACGGUAAUGAUUGUUUUGUGAAUGUGCUGCGAAAAUUGUUGUAAUGCCACCAGUUUUAUAAUUUCUACCACAAAAAUUACAAGCAACAUUAUCUUUAUCUUAUCUUUUUAAAAAAUCCACACAGCACUACUGCUGGACGACGACAUGAUUCUCGUCGUGAAACAUAAACAUCGAAUUAGAAAAAAGUAAACAAGCCACAAGCCUGAGGUUAAUAAAGUAUCGAGAUCACUCGAAAAAUGACAGAAGACAUUCAUAGACAAUACAAUUAUUAUUAUUUUUUCGUUCUUUCCUAUCUUUUACGGUUUUGGAUUCCAUCGACGACAGUUCCAUAAUAAUAAAUACAAUUUUCGAUACUGGAAAUUUCGUAUCAAUAUUUCAUUAUAUAUCGAUACUUUUUCAGUUAGCCUAAUUUACCAUCGUAUACUUUUUGCGAAAACUACAAAAGUAUUUCGAAAAAAACCGUGCCCAAUAGUUGAUUAAACAUUUAACCAAAUUUAUUCUAUGUUGAACGUUUGUGACGGAUUCUUUUGAAAUAUCCUUAAAAUGCUGACAAUAUCAUCUUCAAAGUGCGCUAUCUGGGACUAUAGUUUACGAGAUACCCUAUAUAAAUAAUAUCGUCAAAUUCCGAUCUGAAUUUCUGAAUUUGAUAGAAAUGGGAUUAAGAAAGGUGAAAGUAUAUCGAUUAAUAUUUGUAAUACAUGAAAGGAACUUGAAGACUAAUUUAAUUACAAAAUAAUUUCUAAGAUGAUCUGCUACAAUGCAAUUAUAUAGAAAAGAUUUGAAUUUUUUGGCAGCUGUGCUUUUAUAAACUAAUUUUUAUUUCAACACAUACAUCACUCAACUUUCCUGCGUUUCUUUCUACUCUCUUCAACAUACUUUUAUUGAUCUCUUUUUUUUUGUAACAAAUAUUUUUGGCCAGUUGUUUAUAAAUAAAUGGAAACAUAUUUCCUCAUUGUUUUUACUGAAGAAAUUAUUGUAAACUGCCAUGAAAUUUUUUAUGCUUUUAUGACAUUAUUAGACCAAACUAAGAGGUGAUAAAUACUUUAAAAGAACUGAUAUUGCACCAACUUCAUAUUUUUUAAAAAUAUAUCUUUUAGAGAAUUCAUCAACUACUAAUGAAAGAAGGGAAAAUAUGGUUGAGGCUGAUAAUUGAAAUUAAAUUUUAAGGGAGAUUAUUUCUAAAUUGAUUGAAGAACUAAGCGGUUGGUAUCUAUAUUUGAAUCUAGCUCCUGUUUAUUGUUGUUAGGUCAAGCGACGGGUACUUUUUUUUGCAGUUCUAGGAAACGGAGUUUUUGAUUAUUUUUAGGGGUGUCCCCUGAAUGUGAAUCCAAGUGGGCGCCCGCGUCAGCCGCCCUCUUGAAAAUCGAUUAGGUUUUCAAUUAAAGUAAGUGCUCCAUACAAUAUUUGAUUUAUCAUGAACCGUUAACUGUAUAUUUAGUAAAAACCAUAUUGUAAAAAGUUGAGAAUCGCCUCUAAAAACCUAUUCAGUUAUACAAAAAAAAUUUCAAAUAAAAAAGAUCAUAAAAAUUAUUAUCUAUAAAAUAUCGCAUUUUUCAAGACUUUUUUGCUCUGGCGCUUGGCCUAUUUGAAAAUUCAAUUCAAAUAUGUACGAAAACAUAACCAAAGUAUUUAGUUUCUUUCUACUUAUACGUGAUAGUAAUAUUUUUAACACUACCACACUACUAGGCUGUAUAUACAAUAAAAACAUAAUCAACGAGAUCAAAAAGACACUUUGUUUAUUAGGUAAAUACCAUCUUUCCUCCUUUUUCAAAUAUUCAAGUUUUUUGUUGAUCAAGGUUUUCUAUUGUUUGUUAUACAUCAUAUCGUUUUUAAACGUCUGUGAUCCAAGCAAAACAAACUCCGUUUAUAGUUGAAUUCCUAAUUUUUGUGUGUGAAUCAGAUUAUAUUCCAGAAUAGACUCUCUCUUGCAGACCCAUGAUUAUAAAUAUAAAACAAACAAAAAUGAAUAUAUUCAGGUUAAAAUAUUUUCGGUAAAUUAAGCGGAUAUGAAAUAAUUUUCUCAUUAUUCUGUUAUAAUUAUUUGUUUGUUUGUUUUUCAAAUUCUUUCAAGCGUUAGCUUAUUGGCGUUUUUAGUUUCCAAUCUUCGCUACUUCAUUCAUUUGUUGUUCCCCUUUCUUCUUAUUUCCUGUACUACUUGUUCUAACCAAGUUUACCUGGGUCUUACUACCUUCUUUUCUUAUGCUUUCUUAUUAGACUUUAUGGGGUUCUUCUCUUUAUGUAUAAUUAUCAAUAUAAACAUUUUACAACUAUUUUGUUUCCUAUUGGUUCCUCUUUAAGCUUUUCUAUAAUCGUUCAUUGUUCUCCAUAUUACACUUAAAAUUGAUAUUAAGAGUUCAAACUUGGUGAAUUUUAGGAAUUAAACACCCGAGUAAAUAGUGUGUUCACAGUGCCGGAUUAAGCCAGGGGCUUGGGGGGGCUAUAGCUCCGGGCCCCAUGUCCAAGAGGGCCCCAUCAUUUGGAAAUCAUUCUGUAUUUUUUGAUGUGUUGAUACCACAAAUCUAACGUAUUGAUAUUAUUUUGUGAAUUUUUGCGGGUUUCCGAAUUCCUUAAGGGGGCCCCGUCAUUACUUCAACCCCGGGCCUUAUAAAUCUUAAUCCGGCCCUGUGUGUUCAGCAUAACAAUUUAUAACUAAUAAGCUGCCAGAUUACCAUUUUCUGAAAAUCUACUUAUAUUUUGAUAAUUACGUUCAUCAUCUGGUACCGCUACAAAAAACUCAUUCAGCGUCUAAUUUUCUUCCUAUCUAUAUAUGUUUACAUUUAUUUACUAUAAAAAAAAAUAUCUCGAAGUAUUUUUAUUGUACCUACAUCUGGCCCAAAUGUUUGCAAAUGAUGGAUGUGUUGCUAAAUACAUUUCGUUCUGCUAAUUUCCUUAGUGUUAAUGUUAAUAUAUAUAAAAAUGAAUGUCAAAAGUCUGAAUUUGUAAUUCGUAAGCUCAUUUUGUAAUGUUGAAAGUUUGGAAGAAAAAUGGAAAGAUAUUUUUGCGACACAUUGUUAAACUUGAAGAGCUGUUAUUUUAUGAAGUACAAAUUUAUUUAAAAAAGGUGAAUUGAAAUGUUAGAGGAUUAGUCUAGAUGUUUUGGUGUAAACUAUUUGUAUCCAUACAAGAAAAUAUAUUGGUAUAACUUGUUUAAAA